Messenger RNA from Microthlaspi erraticum, 1095 nucleotides. The record is from the annotation of a GenBank genome assembly. NCBI's taxonomy places the organism in Eukaryota, Viridiplantae, Streptophyta, Magnoliopsida, Brassicales, Brassicaceae.
AUGAGAAAAACCCAAUUUUUAACUCUGUUCCUCGGAGUCUCUUUAUCAGCAUUAACGAUUGUAGUCAUCUUCAUCGUAUUCUUCAUCUUAUGCAGAAGAACACAGUCAUCAACUGAAUCAGAUCAAUACGACGUCGAAUCGUCCGACAAUGACAAACAGGGAUUCUCCUCCUCGGAGACAGAGGAACUCGUCACAUUUCACGGCGGCGAAGAUCUCACGAUCUGCGAUAUCCUCGAUGCUCCCGGAGAAGUCAUCGGAAAAUCAAGCUACGGCACUCUGUACAAGGCGUCGUUGCAACGGAGCGGGAAAAUUAGGGUUCUUAGAUUUCUCCGGCCGGUUUGUACAGUGAGAUCGGAUUCAAAGGAGUUUAAUGGCGUCAUCGAGAUGCUUGGGUUUGUUCGCCAUGAGAACUUGGUUCCUCUGUUAGGUUUCUACGCCGGAAACAGAGGAGAGAAGCUUAUGGUUCAUCCUUUCUUCGGUUCCGGGAAUCUUUCUGACUUCAUCAGAAGUGGAGAUGAUGAGUCUAUAAAAUGGAGCAACAUUAUAAGCAUCACAACUGGAAUAUCCAAAGCUCUUGAUCAUCUCCACACAGGAAUGAAGAAACCAAUCGUCCACGGCAAUCUGAAAUCCAAGAACGUUCUUCUCCUGAAGCCGAGUUUCGCACCUCAAGUCUCUGAUUUCGGUUUGCAUUUGCUCUUGAACCUAAGUGCAGGACAAGAGAUUCUCGAUGUUUCUGCAGCCGAGGGAUACAAAGCCCCUGAGCUGAUAAAGAUGAAAGAAGUGAGCAAAGAGAGUGACGUGUACAGUCUCGGCGUGAUCAUGCUUGAGCUAGUCUCCGGUAAAGAACCGAUAAACGAGAAUCCAACUGGAGACGAUGAGUUCUACCUUCCUGAUUUCAUGAGGAAUGCUGUUCUUGACCAUAGGUUAUCUGAUUUAUACCGUCCUGAGAUCCUCAGGAGUGACGAUAAUAAUCUGAGUGAAGAAUGUGUCCUAAAGUAUUUCCAGCUUGCAAUGUCUUGUUGCUCUCCUUCGCCUUCUCUUAGGCCAAACAUGAAGCAUGUCUUGAGGAAACUCGAAGAGAUCCGGAAAUGUUAG